UGUCAUUAAACUGGAGCCGAAAGAAGGGGAGACAUACUUUGAUGUUGUAGCCAUCAUUGACCCUGUCACCAGAGAAGCACAGAGACUUGCGCCAUUGCUCUUGGUUAUGUCUCAGCUGAUAAACAUGAACUUAAGAAUUUUUAUGAACUGCCAGUCUAAACUUUCCGACAUGCCUUUAAAAAGCUUUUACCGGUAUGUCUUAGAACCAGAGAUUUCUUUCACUUCAGAUAAUAGCUUUGCCAAAGGUCCAAUAGCCAAAUUUUUGGAUAUGCCACAGUCUCCUCUCUUCACUCUGAAUUUGAACACACCUGAAGGUUGGAUGGUGGAAUCUGUCAGAACACCGUAUGAUCUUGAUAAUAUUUAUUUAGAAGAGGUAGACAGCAUAGUGUCUGCUGAGUAUGAGCUGGAGUACCUGUUACUCGAAGGUCAUUGCUAUGACAUUACCACUGGCCAACCCCCACGGGGACUGCAGUUUACCUUAGGAACUUCAGCCAACCCUGUCAUUGUUGAUACCAUUGUUAUGGCUAAUCUGGGCUACUUUCAGUUAAAAGCUAACCCAGGAGCUUGGAUUCUCAGACUUAGGAAGGGGCGCUCUGAAAACAUUUACAGAAUCUACAGCCAUGAUGGUACUGACUCCCCUGCUGAUGCUGAUGAAGUUGUUGUCGUCCUCAACAACUUUAAGAGCAAAAUCAUUAAAGUGAAGGUUCAGAAGAAGGCAGACAUGGUAAAUGAAGACUUGCUAAGUGAUGGAACUAAUGAGAAUGAAUCUGGAUUCUGGGAUUCCUUCAAAUGGGGCUUCUCAGGACAGAAGAAUGAGGAAGUAAAACAAGAUAAAGAUGACAUAAUUAAUAUUUUCUCUGUUGCAUCUGGUCAUCUGUAUGAAAGAUUUCUUCGUAUAAUGAUGCUAUCGGUACUGAAGAAUACCAAGACCCCUGUGAAAUUCUGGUUCUUAAAGAAUUAUUUGUCCCCUACAUUUAAGGAAUUUAUACCUUACAUGGCAAUUGAAUAUAAUUUCCAGUAUGAACUUGUUCAGUACAAGUGGCCUCGAUGGCUUCAUCAGCAGACAGAGAAGCAGCGCAUCAUCUGGGGUUAUAAGAUCCUCUUCCUGGACGUCCUCUUUCCACUCGUUGUUGACAAAUUCCUGUUUGUGGAUGCUGACCAGAUUGUACGGACAGAUCUGAAAGAAUUAAGAGAUUUCAAUUUGGACGGUGCUCCCUAUGGUUAUACUCCUUUCUGUGAUAGCCGAAGAGAGAUGGAUGGCUACAGGUUCUGGAAGUCAGGAUACUGGGCCAGCCAUUUGGCUGGGCGAAAGUAUCAUAUCAGUGCAUUGUAUGUGGUGGAUCUGAAAAAGUUCAGAAAGAUUGCAGCUGGUGACAGACUCCGGGGACAGUACCAAGGUCUGAGUCAGGAUCCCAACAGCCUUUCAAAUCUUGAUCAGGAUUUGCCCAAUAACAUGAUUCAUCAGGUACCAAUUAAAUCACUCCCUCAAGAAUGGCUCUGGUGUGAGACUUGGUGUGAUGAUGCCUCUAAGAAAAGGGCAAAGACAAUUGAUUUGUGUAAUAAUCCAAUGACUAAAGAGCCUAAACUAGAAGCAGCUAUGCGUAUUGUCCCAGAAUGGCAAGACUAUGAUCAAGAAAUCAAACAUUUACAGACUCGCUUUCAAAAGGAGAAGGAAGCAAGAACACUGCCUGAAGAGAAUAAGACUAAAGAGCCGAGACUUGAAGUUAAGUACACAGUUUUGUCUUUACCCACUUCCAUGUAG
This is a messenger RNA of Elephantulus edwardii (Cape elephant shrew), 1762 nucleotides long. It is a transcript of the gene UGGT1, whose product is annotated as UDP-glucose glycoprotein glucosyltransferase 1. Gene Ontology annotation, molecular function: UDP-glucose:glycoprotein glucosyltransferase activity. The record is from RefSeq and is a predicted model, not a curated record. Gene Ontology annotation, cellular component: endoplasmic reticulum. The annotation marks the transcript as partial. The transcript is spliced from 14 exons. Lineage: Eukaryota; Metazoa; Chordata; Mammalia; Macroscelidea; Macroscelididae.